Molecule: messenger RNA, 405 nt
Organism: Nicotiana tabacum (common tobacco)
Lineage: Eukaryota; Viridiplantae; Streptophyta; Magnoliopsida; Solanales; Solanaceae
Source: RefSeq, a predicted model, not a curated record
AUGGAGUCAUAUUCAUAUAAAAUGUAUUCUUCUUCUUUCUCUAGUUCAAGUUCUUUUGCUGUUCAUCCACAAGAAGAAAAGAAAGAAAAACCAUAUAAUUCUUCUCUCCGUAGAGUUCGCAGCCUUCCAUCAAAACCAAUCACCAAGAAACCCAUAGCUCCAUCUCUACCAAUUCCCCCUAAAAUCUAUAGGGUGGAAGCUGUUAAUUUCAGAGAAGUUGUCCAAAUGCUAACCGCAGCACCUGAAUUUCAAUCCCACUCCAAUUCCCCCUCUGGCUUCAGCUCUAGGCGUUUACAAGAGGUCGCACCUCCUCCUCUUGAUCUCUCACCAACCUCAUUAACAAGUAACAACAAUACUGCUGGGCAAUUGAAAGAGUUUCCUUCCUCCUUCCUCCUCCAAAAUUGA